UAUCACUCAGCAACUAAGAAUAAUCAUUUCUAUGGAAAAUAUAAACAAAACACCAUUGCCUUGCUAGCUUUUGAUCUGCAAAGACACACAAGCGUUUCAGGAUGACAAAAACAAUGAAUUUGUUUCUACUGCUGAACAUCUGUAUUGCACUGGCUGCUAACCGGAGUGCAACCUAUUUGAAAAGCGAUGACUUAAGAUUAAGACCAUCUUUAGUAGCAGUCUAUGAUCGCCUUCAGAGUGUUGAUAUGAGCCAAUACAAUGACAGUUUAUAUGAAAGUAUGGGGAGCAUGUAUGACACAAUUGCAUCAACAGUAAAAGAUAUCCAAGAAGCUGCAAUGGAAACAAUUGAUGACAUCACUGAGGCCACAACUAAUCUUGGAGAAGGAGUGGUUGAAUGGGCCAACCAGAAAAUUCAUGGCAUAACCAAAGGAAUGGGAAUUCUGACAGAUGUCAUCGAUGAAUGGUACAAUGAGACAACAUACAGCAUCUCCAUGACAACAAUAGUUUAUAUAAAUGAUACACUCAAACGGAUGAAUGAACUGAUGAAUGUUGUGGCGCAGUGCAAAUUUGGAACAUGGUUUAUAAAAAAUGAUCCAUUCAAAGGCAGAGAUCUGUAUGAGAGAUGCACGAUCCACAUCAUUGGCAUCCUAUGUAUUAUUGCAUUCUCCAUCAAAGUAUUCCUUGUGGAAACAGAGAGACUUAGAUACACCCAUCCAAAGCCAGAUGACUACCAAGCCUACUGUAGACACCUUGAGACCCUCUUAUGUGAAGAUGACAACACCAAAUCUGAAAACUCCAAACCAACCCGCACUAGCAUGCCCAAAUAUGGAUGGAACAAACACCAAAGACGUGGAAUGAUGAAUGUUACAAACAAACAGAUCAAGAAGACUGUAAUUCAACGUCAACAAAAAGAGAGGGAAAUAAAGAAGAGAACAAAGACACAAUCUAUCGCCAGAGUUUGGUGUUGUAUAUAUGGACUAUAAAUCAUGACUUCUUAUUGCUACUGUUUAAUUUAUUAUUCAUAGUUAUAAAAUAUAUAUUAAUUUCACAUGUAAAAUAUGUUUGUUUAUGAAAUUGGGC
This is a messenger RNA of Owenia fusiformis, 1080 nucleotides long. NCBI's taxonomy places the organism in Eukaryota, Metazoa, Annelida, Polychaeta, Sabellida, Oweniidae. The record is from the annotation of a GenBank genome assembly.